CUCAACAUCAUCUGGAUGGUGAUUCCGCUGUCCAAUGCCAACCAGCCAGAACAGGUGAUAAUUUACCAGGGUGGCCAGGUGUUCAGCCUCGCCAACCACCUCAAUGGUCGCGUUGGCUUCGUGGCCACCAUGCCAAGUACAAGUGCCUCCAUCUUCAUCAACAACACCCAGCUGUCCGACACUGGGACCUACCAGUGCCUGGUCAACAACCUGCCAGACAGAGGGGGGCGCAACAUCGGCGUCAUUGGGCUCACUGUGUUGGUGCCCCCCUCGGUGCCAGCAUGUCGAAUCCAGGGCACACUGGAUGUAGGCAGUGACAUCAUGCUGAUCUGCAGCUCAGAGGAAGGUAUUCCCACGCCGUCCUACUCCUGGGAGAAGCUGGACGCACUGCCCAAGCUGCCGCACAACGCCAUGCAAGACCAAAUGCAGGGCACUGUCACACUGAGAAACAUCAGCACCAGCACCUCAGGACUCUACCAGUGUACCUCCAGCAACGCUAUUGGCAAGAGCACCUGUCUGCUCAACCUGCAGGUUGUAGCACCCCAGCCUCAGAGUAUAGGUCUGAUAGCAGGGACCAUUGCUACAGGAGUCCUGGCUGUCAUCAUCUGUUGCCUCUUAGUGGUGGUUUCACUCUUCUACUGGAAGAACAAGAACAAAUAUGAUGAGGAGGAGAUCCCCAAUGAGAUCAGAGAAGACGACCUUCCUCCUAAGAGAUCAUCAUCAGUGAAGGCUUUCCAUGCAGACGCCUCAUCCUCAGAGAACGACACGCUGACGUCUACCAACACGUACAACAGCCGCUAUUGGCACAACCCCAAACCCAACUAUGACACCAACUCCUACACUCGCUACAAUGGAGACACACGCCAGACCUUCUCCACUGCUGCCCAUGCGGCAACAACGACAUCGUUUGCCAAUGGCAGCCACACACUCCCGCCACCCAAGACUCUGGUGGUCACGACAAACUCUGCCCCGUCCCCUCCCACCAUGGUGCGCAGCAAUGGCUCUGUUAGUCUAAAACCGGCGGUGACGUCCACACACGGGCAACACACGCACUCCUACGCCGUGAGCCAGGCCACGCUGGAGCGGAUGGGGGCAGUGCCUGUCAUGGUGCCUGCCCAGAGCAGAGCAGGCUCGCUGGUCUGA
Xiphias gladius (swordfish) is the source of this 1143-nucleotide messenger RNA. It is a transcript of the gene igsf11, whose product is annotated as immunoglobulin superfamily member 11. Gene Ontology annotation, biological process: homophilic cell-cell adhesion. NCBI's taxonomy places the organism in Eukaryota, Metazoa, Chordata, Actinopteri, Istiophoriformes, Xiphiidae. Gene Ontology annotation, cellular component: cell-cell junction. The transcript has 7 exons. The record is from RefSeq and is a predicted model, not a curated record. The coding region runs from base 16 to 1143 and encodes 375 amino acids. Gene Ontology annotation, molecular function: ionotropic glutamate receptor binding.